Messenger RNA from Heterobilharzia americana, 9021 nucleotides. The record is from the annotation of a GenBank genome assembly. Lineage: Eukaryota; Metazoa; Platyhelminthes; Trematoda; Strigeidida; Schistosomatidae.
GUCAACUUAACCUAACCCUGCCUUUCUCUCACCGAAAACAGGAACUCCCUACACAAGAAAGUUGUGUCAACUCAUUCGGUCAGCACAACCAAGAUGAAACCAGAUCUUGGAAAAGUAACUUGUUACAAGGAAUAAAAAGAGUCAAGUUCACAUAGAAUCCUUGUUAAUGAAUUCAGAAGACUACAAUAUUGUACGUAAGUGUUUUAAUCAAUCAGUGAGAUUUACAUUAACCUCCAUUACGGCAAAGUUUUUCGCUAACUAUGAUUGUUUCUAAGCCUUGGAUGUAUUAAUUUUACAUUUGUGCAUGUUUGAUAUUCAUUAUUUUUGGAGUGGCUCUAAAGAAUUACAAUCUCUUGUGGAUUAUACUAACCGAAGGGAAUUUGGCAGGACUGCGGGUCAUGAACAUCAGCGCUUGUCAGACAGACUUACAGCUCAGCGAUGUGCAAAAGCUCUAAUAGCUGACACACCAGUCAACUGCCGUUCAGUUUAUCUUCUCCGACUUAAUUGCUCGGGUGAACUCGUUGCUGCUGCCCAUGGCGAUCGCUCUGUUUGUAUAUACUGUGUAUCCAACGGCCGGUUGUUGCUGCGAUGCACUGGCCACGAAAGAUCUCCCUGGACUCUGACCGUAAGUAGUUAUUUCAGCUACAAAAAAAUGUUAUUUGCCUUUUGUGAAUAAAUUUGGAUGUUUUGUAAGGUCAUCAGUACUAUCAUACCUCAUGAAGUAUUCAGGCUGCCCUUUUUUUUUCCGAGUCCUAAAGCAGACAUCGUGUUUUUGUUCUAAACAUUUGUUGUUUCUCACUCCGAUCUAAAAUACCUGUUGAAAGUUAAGAUUUGCCGGAGCACACUUGCUCUAGGUCCAAUCCGGGCUUCUGUAUUUUGAAACUCCAAACUAGAGAGAACCAAUUUGACGAGGUAACUUCGGUUCAGGUGAGUUCAUUUCUCAGCGUCCGCAAGUUGACAUACCUUUUCUGGACGACAUGGAGAACCACAUUUUGCGAUGUAUAAACUGCAAGUAAUGCAUACCCUUAGAUUGUUCAUCAUUCAGACGAAGUAGUGUCGUUACUAUAAUACAUCAGGUGGAGAAAUGUGCUACUAUGAGAAUUUAAAUUCUUCCUUCAUAAAAUGCACUCGAAGCAUCUCUAACAGACAUUUCAAGGACGUUCUGAAUCUGCAAAAUUUUCGACAAUACGUGAUUACCGGGAACAUUUCAUCUACCGGUCGCUACAUAAUCUAAAGUCUAGUCCGUAAACCUGCUGUUGGUACGUUUACACUACUGCCCGUACUCGUGUCUUAGUUAAAAUGCUUUUUCAGCACUCCGUUUGAUGUGCGUCAAUAUCUGAAGACCCAAGGUGGUUGUCUCUUUGCUCUGCUAGCUCAUUUAUGUCAUAAAAACAGCUCUAUCAGCAAGAUAUUGGCGUUCACACUCCAAAACCCUAGAUCAGCAUCAGUGAUAGAUUCAAUUAGCAUACCUGCCUGGAAGCAGUUAACUACAGUUUUGCUGGCUUAAAUAUAAGGUGACUUUUGGUAUUUUGUUUUCCCACAAUAAACAACAUGGAAUUUACACACAAACAGUAGUUCACGUCACAUAACGAUAGCUGAAUUCAAACAACCAAAAACGACAAUAAAGCUUGAGCUUGGAGACGUAGGUAUGUCUGUGUCCGCAGUGUUUAGCGUUUACAUACUUGGCGAAUGUAUGCCGAAGUUGACUCACUCAUAGCUUACCGUCCAGUGACUAUUGUUUGGUGUUACGCUUAGCCAAAAAUUGAUAUCCUCAUGGACAGGUAGGUGUCACUGUACGACAAUUUUAAGCUUCUCUCAUGCCAAACGUCAACUCACACGACUAACUUCAACAUCACGAAACUUAAUUUUCAAGAUACUCAGCAUCGGUGUGGCUGGAAAGCUGAUUGCUCAUCGCGUGCGAUAUUUUCCCAACUGACCUCGCUUUUCAGGUUUGCUAGUCCAACUUUUCUGUCAAAAACACAACAGUUAAAAAUAACCUUGCUCACCCACAAAUAAAUGCCUAAGUUAUUGACUUGUUGACUACACAGUCCACUUCAUUGUUACUAGGUUUCUGAAUUCUUUCCUGGUGGCUCAGAUGGCAUAGAGUGGCGAAUUUCUUUGAAUCAUUUCGAAGGCAUCGUUAACUGUAACCAAAUCACACAAUGAACAGCUUUAGUGAGUGGUACACUGGUGAGCAGUGAAGUGACGUCUAAGGAAAACAACUUAACCGGUAGUGUCGACAACCUUAAUGGUAUCAGUAAACUGAAAUAUAUCACUGAUAGCAGAACGCGACACUUGGCAUCUGACUGAUUCCAUUAUUUCAGCUAACCACUGAGCGAUACAAGACAACAACCCUCGACGGGCCACCUCCAUGUUUAUCUACCAGUUCACCUGCUCCUGCGGAGCGAGGUACGUCGGCUGUAGUCGGAGAUUGCUGUCUAUGUAUACGAGAACAUAUUCCUGCCUAGUUUUAUAAGCGUGAAAGGAAAACUAUCCUUGAACAUCUAAUUGAUUCCAACCAUUCAACCGACCCAAACAAUGACUUUAAGGUUGUCUACCGAAUUCGCUCAAACAUUUUACGUUUCCUCCGUAUUCAACUUCUAAAACAGAAGAGGCCUUGGCUACCCAUGAGCUGAAGCUGACCUUUAUAUGCAAAAGAAGUAUGUACAGUCUUUGUCCCUACCUUGGUCUAAACAUAAUUUCGUUUUGUUUUUUCAACUUCCCCCUUUGCUAAAUUAAUCUUUGUGCUCGUAUGUCGUCGUUAUCAUUCUUAUCUUUACAUUCAAUAAUUUCCGAUACUACUUCAUUUGAUCUUCCCAAUAAUUAAAACUCUUAACAAAACAUUUUCGAUUUCUUCCACCUUUUCUCGUUCAUAUUACCGAAUUCUUUGAUUGUUCAUUAACUUCACCAUGUUUUCACCUCUUUGUAGCCUACAUGCAUCUUGUGGAAGACUAAAAAAGUCUUACAACCCUUUUUGGUUGCUAUUCCACCUUUACGUCAUCAACUAGCAACACUAUUAUCAUAACUACUAUUGUUGUUAUUCCAACCCUCAGCUUUUCGAUUUAAAUCUGCAUCAACGAUUGCAGUGUUCGGAUAGUGUUGUGACGAAAAGUAACUAUCGUUGUAGGGUGUUGAGAAUCGGACAUAGAACUUACGUAGUCAUCCAUGUUGUCACCUUUGUCUGUCUGUUGCUGCCGAAGACCUGCUGGGAAACGAGAUUGUUUGCUAGGCCGACAUCUAGGAGUAAGAGAAUGAAACACGAAAAAAUCACGCGCUUCGGCCCUCUCCACUCUCCAACCAGAUGAAACAUACCACUGCAGAAAUAUUUCUUGGGAUAGGCACAACAAUCAACUUGGAAAACGCAGCUCGUAAAAUAUUAGGUGGCUAGAGGCAGUUAGUAAGAAACCCUGAGUUAAAAUCAUGUGUAUUGGCGCUUGUUAACAGGACGUAUCCCUGCCCUAACAAAUCUUGAAGUUGACCGCGGUCGAACAAUCAAACAGAGUGAGACGACGUACCAUGCUCACUGAAAGCAUAAUCCUUAGUAGAUAAGACAGAGGUUGGACACGACUGAAUGGAUGGAAGUUCACUACUCACAGAUGAGCCACAACUGCACAUGAAGCCCAAGAGCAGCAAAGGCGUCAAAAUAAAUUCCAGAAGCAUUGUUUAUGUUAUCGUACAUAACGGUCACUAGAAGUACCCACAGCACUGGAUGCUGACGGUGAUUCUAUUGAUUAGUCUAUUAUAGCCUUACCACUACAUUCGAGACAAUUUUGGGUUUGCUAAAUGUGCUGUGGCGAAGAUUUAGUUUUGUUUUUUCGAAUUAUCACAUCUCAUUUCAUUGUUAUAUCGGAUGUUGCAUUUUAGCUCUUUGCAAUUUCUGAAGCAUAAUUCCAAUUAUGUAUUCCAUCUUACCGUAUAUGUUGCUAUCCGGAUUUUGGGCUGUUAUGCGGUGUUACGAGCUUCUGUGUUAAUACUUAGUAGCUUAAAAAUGUCACACUAGUCUGUGCGGUAAACGUUCGUGCAACGAAUCUCAGGUUUGAACUCUAUCGCCUACUGAAGCUUGCAAGUCAGGUAUUUUCAUUCUUAUUCACAUUGGAUGAAAUCCGUCACUUAGCAGAAAACCUGCGCGCGAUUACUGAGUUAUGUCCUGCUACCGACUUAUGUGAGACUAUUCCACUGUGAGAUGUGACUGUUCAACAGAUUAAAAUCGACCACAUUUUUGCUUUUUGCAGCUAUUUUCCUUAGUAAGUGGUAUUGGUUAGUACACGCGAGCAAAUGCGGAGGUCAGAAUCAUCAAACCAAAACAUUCUUUUGAAAAAGCCUGAUCACUGGCUUAAGCAAUGUGGUCGAAGGUAGAUUGUUGGUAUGGAAUUCUUAGUAUGGUUGAUAGUAGUGGUGUGAUUGUGAUCCUGUCAACAAAGUCGUUGUUAGACUACUACAACAAUGUAGUAAUAGAUACUUAAGACUUUUAAUGGUUGUAGCGAUUCUAUCUUAUGCUUGUACUAUUUAUUGUCUAGUCGGUCUGAAUUGCAUUAAUAUAUAUUCAAACUACUCAGGAUAAUUCGGUAAAGCAAGUCGUUGACUAGACCAGCCUCUUCGAGUAGCUGGGCAGUUUAUAAACAGUGACAUAGUUUUUCAUUUUAUAGAUAUCAGAAAAUGAUUGGUUAAAAGUCGAGAUUUAUUACAUCGUAUAUGAUACAGUCCAGAAAGCAUAAUAUAUGUAGCGUAUUCACCGUGUUAUUCAUGUCUAGCCUUAAUUAUAGUUAUAAAUUUCAGGCACUUGCUUUUAUUCUUCAUUUAACCAAAAUCGAAUGUGAUCUCUUUAUCAUGUAUUCAUUGUGGUGUUUUUCAUCGUUUUCUACCAAGUUCCAUCCCACACAACCCUACCUACUUGCUAGUGGAUGCCUUGGUGGCAGUGUGAGGCUGUGGAACUUGGAUUAUUUAGCAAAAGUUGGUGACGACAAAAACGAACGCGUAACUGAGAUGUCUUCUGUAUGUGUUUGGAAACAGACAGGAGCAAUUGCAUCCCUGAGUUUUCAUCCCGUUCACUCUAUACUAGUUGCUGCUUGGACUCAAGAAGUGGUCUUUUAUGAUUGGGUAUCUGGUCGAAUGCUUUCAGUUUGGCGUUUUGUGUCAAACCACUCACGUGUCAGGUGGGUUAAAUUCGCUCCUGAUGGUACUGUCUUAUACACGGCAACUGCCAAUCCAUCCAGCGGUGAACCAACCUACGUACAUAAGUCACCUAAUAAAUCAGUAUUCAGCAGUCCAACAAAGGUAGAACAUACUAAAACAUCUGGAAAAGCAUUAAUGGGUAUUGGUAACACAAGUGAUACCACUAAAAACAUGUUUGAUACUUUAGUUCCUCGUGAUGCUCUUCUGGAAUAUCUUGCUAAAUGUACUGACUCCUGGUUUCAAAACCUUGGUAUCUGCUCCGUCUGUUCAGUUCGUUUAUGUCGAUGGGCUGGGACACUUGGACCAAAGUUCCCAGCGGUGACAACGGAUAUUCGCCUUGGAAUAUCAGUAGCUCAGCAAGCAGCGGCCGCGGUUGCUGCUACUACUCAACCAAGCAUGUUCCCAUCACAUGUUCGGGAACUAUUAAACCUGGCUAAUCCGAAUCAUUGUUCUGAGGUAUUUGAGCGUCUGUGUCGUGACGCUAACCCAGCCGCUGUAGCUAUAAUUGAAGACAUGCCUGUACGUGAAUUCCUCCUUUCGAGAGGCAAUUAUUGUGAGUUUCCGAAUGUUGCGGUCCCAAAUGGUGGCAUAUGCUGUGGUGGUCAUGCUUGUGAUCUAGUUAUAACUCAUCGUGAAUUAAUGCGUCAUUCUUUAUGUCGACCUUGCCUCUCCUCGUUUUGGCACUGGGCUAGUAAACAUGUGGCUUGGUGGCGUUGGUCAUUUCCUUCAAGUGCUGAACAACCUUUGAAUUCUACUUCGACCGAUAGCAAUAAAAUGCGUACUUCACAAUCCAUGAAAUCAGGCACGUUCAAAAAGUCUGCUGAUGUUAUGCCCCCUGUUGGUAUUUGCAUUCGGUGCCGAGCCAAGAUGUCUAUGCAACUACAAUUGCCGUCGAAUGUGCUAUCGAGUCACAGUCCACCUAACACUUCAUCACAUGGGAUUAGUCUUGUACCCUUUGAAUCUAGUAACUGCACAGUCUCAUCACUUAGUGAAAUGCCUUCAAAAUCUCACCUCUUAGUCCCUCUUGCAGCAUUGGAUCUUUUGCGCUCAAGGUUGAGUAAUGCCCAUGAAGUGACUCCAAUAACUUAUGUGGCUACAGAUUUGAUCAAUGAUUACCUUCUCAGUCAACACAUCAAAAAUCUUUUGAAUACCAGCGUUCAUUCAGCUGAAGGUCUCCGGAACUCCAAGAUUUCUUGCAGCGAAGUGGAGCACAAUACUGUUUGUGUUUCUUCUGCAUCCAAGCGUCGAAAAGUUGAUGGGCGACCCACUCAUAUUCAAUUUUUAUUAAACCACUCUGGAGAAUAUUCGUCGUUGAACAACCACUUGAACUUAAGACUACUUGACAGUGAUUCUGAUGCAACAUGUAAACUUUUAGAAUCCAAUAAUCUUCCAAGUACAUCUGAAGCUUCUGAACCUUGCCUACCUCAGGAAGCCUCGGAUUUUGGCACAUACAUACGUGAUAACCCUGAUAAUAAUUGGAAUCAUCCAUGCCCUGUUACUGUGAAUCGUGCUUCUAGUAUCUCAUCUCGAACACCAUCAUUAAUUUUUCCUUACGUUCAGACUGGAGCUUCUCUACUACGAUCACCUCGUCACUUCACUAGCUCCUCAUCGAAAGUAGUAUUGACGAAUUAUGGUUUACGGGCCUCAACUUCAAGUGAAAAACCUGAAAACUUAACAAAUACUGAAGUUUGUGACACAGACUAUGAUGAAGCUAAUGAUCGAAGCUCAAUGACAGCGUGUUGUCGUUGUGGUCAUAUUGUCCUUCAAACAUUUCCAGUUGACCCACAUUCCAACAUGAGUGCAGUGGUAUGUGAAAAACUAGUUUGUUCCGAAAACCAAUGUAUGUCCACUGGCUCUCUCACUAACCGGAGUGGUACUAUCUAUUCACAGUUUUCAGCUGAUUCAGGCAUUUCCUCUGCUACUCCAUCACAUCAGUCGUCACUUCAAUCUAAUGUAUCAUUUUCACUCCCUCACUCAUUUGGUCCGGCACCUCUAUCUAAUUACUGUAGGAGAGUUCAAGCUGGUAUGUCAGAAUCUGCUACAAGAUCACUGAGUGGCACAUUUAAUCUUACUGAUAACACUGGAACUAUAUUAAACGCAGUGAACCGUAGUAUAACCGAAGUUAUAACAGGUCUGUUUGUGGACAUGGGCGAAUAUGGCUCUGCAUCUAGUCUUCAGGAUGUAACAUACCGUAUCUGUCGUUGGGAGUUAAGUUUGUGUAGCCCUACUCACUCCAUUUCUCAGGGAUAUACUGUGUCUGGCAGGAAUCAUGAAGCUUUUGGCGAGUACGAUGGAACUGAUGCUGCUUGUUUGCCAAUGCCUACGAAUGUCGCUGUGUCGUACAAUAACAACAGCCUUGUUGUUCCUCAUGCCCGUUUGUUCAACGAUUCCUCUGUCUGUGUUUCCCCAGAUGGGCGUCUUCUAGCUGCAUUCGUUAUUCCUCAAGAAACAUCACACUGUGCAUUACAGUCUUCUCAGUCGUCUUCAACCGUACUCAGAACACUUCUAGCUGUAUAUCGUCUGCAACCAGAGCAUAAUCGUGGUCAGUGUCUUUUCGCUCACAAUUUUACAUCAAUGAGUCCAGUGUGUCUUGACUUCAGUCCUUUGGGAGACUAUUUGGCAGUAGGUUUCGCAACAACGCGUAUACCUUCAGAAUCCUACCCCUCCAUGCGGCAGUCAACUACUAAUAGAGAUCUUAUAAGUUAUGGAGAUUCUGUUUCUGAGUCACAAAGUCCUGUACAAUCAAGUUCCAAGUGUUCAUGUCAGAAACAAACUUCUGUCGCAUGUGUUUUUCAUCUACAACGCUCUAAAACGCAUGAAAAUGGACAUGUUCGUCGAUGCUUACGUGAUAUACGGAACAUUAAACAUCCUGCACUGUCGGAACCUAUGUCAUCAAGAUAUUUCGAAAACUCUAACACAUCCGAGAAGUUGGAUCGUUGGCAUCGGUUGUUACUAUCCGCUCCAAACGGUCUUUCUUUGAACACCAUUGUUUGGAAUGCUAACGGUAGUAUUCUUUAUGGGACCACUAAGGGUCUCAUUGUAAUUUCACAUGGUAAUCAAUCUUCAUCAGUUUCUAUCCUGCCACUCCGUUGUUGUAAUGAGUCAGGGCUACAGUCUGUUGACGAAUCUGACGUUUUCUAUCGAAGAAAGCACUUCACAAAUCAGACACAAAAUAUAUCUGAUUCUCACACCAUUCCUAUUUCUCAAUCUAACAUAGUAAUUUAAAAUAAUAACUUCCGUAAUCUUUGUAUGUAUGUUUAGGUUUAUUGUGCAUUUAGUUUCUAUUCAUUUUCUGCUCAUUUUAAUGGCACAUCAGCCUUAGUCAUAUUUAUACUGAACUUACAUAAAAUAGAACAUUUAUUCCAAUUUCACAUUCAGAGUACUCAUUCUAAUUUUCUCUCCGGAAACCGGUGGUGAUUAAAAUAAAAGUUAUUUUUUAUAUUUUCUUGACUGUAUCCUUUUCGUAAAUAAUCAAGUUUCAGUCUAUAUGCAAGUUUAUAUGAAAAUGUUUCCCUCUUUUGUAAAACAGAUUUCUAUUUAAAAAAGUCUUAUGUGUAGAUGUGUUAAGUACUCAGGGAUUUUUUAGCACAAAACUUGUGCUUUCUCUUUCCUUUAUUUAUUUGCAUCUUACCAAAAGCAUAGAUACUUUGUUUCUUGCUAAUUGUUUUAUUUAACGAAUGAGAAUAUAUAGUGUGACAUACAAUCCACUACCAAAAGUUUGUUUUUGUUUUGUUUAAUCCUUCCUCUACCUCAGCUAUGUCCCAGUGAUGUUUACCGACUCCGUUUAUACUUUUAUUUUGGAAUCUGAAGUCUAUUCUCAUUGAAAUAUAUUCUCAGUUUGAAGCUAUG